Molecule: messenger RNA, 1127 nt
Organism: Lethenteron reissneri (Far Eastern brook lamprey)
Lineage: Eukaryota; Metazoa; Chordata; Hyperoartia; Petromyzontiformes; Petromyzontidae
Product: golgin subfamily A member 6-like protein 2
Source: RefSeq, a predicted model, not a curated record
GUGGCAGCGGCUGGAGUGUCACCCGUUUUCCCACACCUCGAUGGAGCAAAGCACCGCUCGCCAUCAUGAAAGAACUCCCUCCGUGGAUUACGGACUGGAUGAGGCGUCACAACAGACGAGGGGCGCCUACAAAGACGGCCCAAGAAGCACGCGACAUGGAAGAAGAAGUAGAAGAUGAAGACGAAGCAAUGGACACAGGCCACAUGGAGCCCGAGACCGGCACCGCCAACCCCCUGUGGAUGAAUCAGGAAUCAAUUGGAUGUCCCAAGUCAUCUGCUUCCACCAGAGGAAAAAUAUCUUCUUCCCAAGCCACGCCUUCCACAUCUGCGCCACGAGGAGAUGGCACAUUAGCACAGGAAUACCACACAGCAGCACAAGCAGAUGGCACAGCAGCACAAGCAGAUGGCGUAACAGAAGGAGAUGCUGUAGCAGGAGGAGAUGAUAUAACAGAAGGCGAUGAUAUAACAGAAGAUGAUGACAUAACAGAAGAUGAUUAUAUAACAGAAGAUGAUUACAUAACAGAAAAUGAUGACAUAACAGAAGAUGAUGACAUAACAGAAGAUGAUGAUGUAGCAGGAGAUGGUGUAGCACAAGAAGAUGACAUAGCAGAAGGAGAUGAUGUAGCACAGGAAUACCACACAGCAGCACAAGCAGAUGGUGUAGCAGCACAAGCAGAUUUAGUAGUACAAGAAGAUGAUGUAGCACAAGCAGAUGGUGUAGUACAAGAAGAUGAUGUAGCACAAGCAGAUGGUGUAGCACAAGGAGAUGAUGUAGCACAAGGAGAUGAUGUAGCAGGAGAUGGUGUAGCACAAGAAGAUUGUGCAGCAGAAGAAGAUGACAUAACAGAAGGAGAUGACAUAACAGCAGGAGAUGGCGCAGCACAAGAAGAUGAUGUAGCAGGAGAUGGUGUAGCAGGAGAUGGUGUAGCACAAGAAGAUGACAUAACAGAAGGAGAUGAUGUAGCAGGAGGAGAUGAUGUAGCAGGAGAUGGUGUAGCAGGAGAUGGUGUAGCAGGAGAUGGUGUAGCACAAGAAGAUUGUGCAGCAGAAGAAGAUUACAUAACAGAAGGAGAUGACAUAACAGCAGGAGAUGAUCAGGAGAUGGCGCAGCACAAGAAGAUGACGUAG